AAAUGAAGGAAUAUCGUAGUCAGAGGUCCAUUACAUACGACAAAGAUAAUAAAACUUUUGAAAGAACUAGGCAGCCCCAUCAUUGAACUUCAGAGAAAAAGGAGGAUGAAAAUAAAUCAAGCUCUUCAUUUUCUGAAACUAGGGAUAAAAAAUCUGAAAAUUUAUCGCCAAUGAAAUAGAAUGCCAACUGAACAGCCACAAGCAGAUCUAUCUUUGAUAAAGAAUAACACAGAACAGUUCAAUGAUUCGAAUAACUAUGGAGGAAAAAUAGAAGUAAGGAAGAAACCAACAAUUCCUCCAGCGCUGCCAUUACUACCUAAAUCCCAAAUAGUGAUAGAGCCAAUUCGAACAGGAGCUCCUAUCUCUUUUAUUAAGUUAACUUUUGGAAAUGGAGCUUGUUCAGGGUUCACAGAAAAACAAGGAAGUCAAAAUCUAAAAGAAGAUGCUGAUUAUAAAGAAUUAGAAUUCUCAUUAUUAAAGAAGCCAAAGAGAAAUUUUAAAACAAUGUUCUCUGUAGAGUUAAAUAACUAUGAUAGAAAUCCAAUUGUCUAUAGCAGAUAUGCUACAGGUACAUAUGAUCCUGAAGAGAAAGUUCAAGAAAAUUGCUUUAAAUCAUGAAUAUGAGAAAUAGAAAAAUUAAAAGCUCCAGCUCUAGGAAUCAAGGCAAUCAAGUAAAUCUAAAAAUCCAAAGAAGAAAAGUGUGGCCUCAUAUUAUAAACCUGAAAAUUCAGAAGACCAGACUUUAGUAUUUGAAAGCCGCUUUGAGUCAGGAAAUCUUAACCUUGCGAUAAAGACAAGUGAAGAUGAGUAUGACUUGCUUCUUCAGAAUGACAUCAACACCAAUGGGCACACCCAAUGGUUUUACUUCAGAGUCGGCAAUACGACCAAAGGAAAAACCGUGAAAUUUAAUAUACUGAACUUAUGCAAGCCAGACUCUCUGUAUAAUUAUGGAAUGAAAGUCCUGUGAUUAUCUGAAAAUAAAAAGAUCGACACUGGAAUUGAAUGGUAUAGAGCUGGCAAAGACAUUGCUUACUAUAAAAAUAAUAUCAGGAGAGAAGGAAAGUAUGGAAUUGACAAAUCGUAUUAUACCUUCACUUUUUCAUACAAGUUUCCUUAUGAUCAUGACAAAGUUUAUUUCGCUUACUCACUUCCUUACACUUACUCAGACUUAACAGAGGAUCUAAACAAGAUAAUGAAUGACCCAGAGAAGGCUAAAUUUACCACCAGAAAUAUUCUCUGUAGAACUAUAGCUGGGAACAAGUGAGAGUACCUCACAAUUACAUCCAGAGAAAAUAUUCUAGAAGAGGAGAAGAAGGUGGAAAAAUAAGGGCGUAGUUAUUAGCGCAAGAGUCCACCCUGGAGAAUCUGUCGGCUCUUGGAUGAUGAAAGGAGUCCUAGAUUUCCUUACAAGUGACUGUAUCGAAGCCCAAGCUUUGAGAAAAAUGUUUAUAUUCAAGGUCAUUCCAAUGCUUAACCCUGAUGGAGUUAUAAAUGGAAACUAUAGAUGAUCUUUAUCCGGAUGAGAUCUCAAUAGAAGAUGGAAAGCUCCAUCUAAAACUCUUCAUCCUACUGUAUAUGAAACAAAAUAAGUUAUGAAGAGAAUUUCAUAAAGAGAGAGAAAUGGUUUUAUUUUGUGACUUACACGGACAUUCUAGAAGGAAAAAUAUUUUUAUGUAUGGAAACAAUAUCCAAGAUGAUCCAUCUUCAACAAGAGUGUUCCCAUUUUUGAUGUCUAAACUGGCAGAUUAUUUUUCAAUGAAGUACUGAAGAUUUUCAAUGUCAAAAUCCAAGGAAUCAACAGCGAGGAUUUCCCUAUUCAAAGAUCUUAAUAUCCCAAUGAUAUAUACCAUGGAGGCAAGCUUUUGUGGUGCAGAUCAAGGAGAAUUAGAAGGAAUGCAUUUUAACUCCGAGCAUUUUAAUAAAGUUGGAAGAAAUUUGUUUCAUGCUCUAAUCCUCAAGUUAAAAAUUGAUCCUUAUGAAAUUGUUGAAGGAAAACCUCAAAUCCUUGAAAUGAAAGAGUCAGAAGAGAAUUCAAAAAUAAACUAUGAUGAUCUAAUGGAAGAAUAUGAAGAAAAAGAAGCAGAACUCCUAGUAGAAAGUGACGAUGGAAGCAGUGCAGGAUCUGACUCACAACCAUCAGAAGAUAAUAUGUCUGAUGACGAAAUCUCAAAAAUUUUACCUUUGAAAGUAAAUAAAAAGAAACAGAAGAAGCUUCCUACUCAAAACUCAUUUAAAAAGAGGAAUAAAGAGCUUGAGCUAAAAAUGAGAGAGAAAAUAAAGAAAAAGAAAGAACAAGAGAGAGCAAAGAAAAGCCCAAUGAAGAGGAUUUCAAAUUACAAAAAUGCUCUUAAAGGAAAAUUCAAUCUUUCCAGAAUUAGUAAAGUAAAGAUGGUUGACAAUUGGACACAAACAUCAAAUAGAGGAAGUGAUACAGAGAAUGAAGAAUCCAAGGAUUUCUCUAAGGCAGAUGAAAUGUCUCUUAACUGAAGGACUACCGAUAAUACAUUCAAAACUGAAAAGUUAGACGAUAGUCCAAUAUCAAUGUAUAGAAGGAAUAACCCUUCCACAAAAUACAAAAUUAAUAUGAAUGCAGCCUUAGCUAACAAUAAAACAUUCAGGAGCCCAGUUUCGAAUUACGAUAACUCCUUCUCUCUUAGUAAGAGUAAAGGAAGAUUGCUAAAUCGAUCUAAUUUCGAAUCUUCUGAGAGUUUUAAACACCAUAGACAUAAUAAUUCUCAUUAUGACAGUCUUGGAGAAAGAUUUUCGUAUGCUCAAAGACAAGUCAGACGAUCUCCUCAGAAAUCUUACAACCCGGCCAGCCAUGAAAAUUCUAGCAGCUUGCUUUAGUAUACCCUUCUUUAGAAAGAAGGUUCUCUACGAAUCAUGCAAAGAAAAGCAGAGAAGACUACAGCCAAUAUCUUCCUAACUUGAAGAAAUGGGAAGGAGGCGAUAACAAUAAAACAGAAUAUGGAAACAGGUCUACUGUUCAUCGAAAAGAAAGAAUGAAGUCUCAUCAUAUGAAUAUAAGUCAAAAUAAAGUCAGAAAAGACUUUAAAGAAAGUUUGCUAAGCAGUGCUGAAAUACAGAUGAGGUCUGCUUCUAAGA
Messenger RNA from Moneuplotes crassus, 3105 nucleotides. NCBI's taxonomy places the organism in Eukaryota, Ciliophora, Spirotrichea, Euplotida, Euplotidae. The record is from the annotation of a GenBank genome assembly.